UAUUUUGUCAACGUUAGUUUAAGUCGUUUUGAAAAAUUGUUCUUUUGUUUGGGAAGCUUAUUUUUUUGUUUACUUUCCCAAAAAAGAUUAAUUGGGUCAUUUCUUAUCAUUUUUAACUCAUUUACCUGUUAUAAAUGAACUAAUAAUUUUAUUUUGAUAUUCUUCAUUUUUUUAAAUUUUUAUCAGAAAUGGCCCGCAAAAAUGCAAAGAAAAAAUUAAAAGAAAUAAAUGUGGGCAACAGAAAAACAGAAAAAAUUGAGAAUGAUUUGAAAUCGAUUGGUGGGAAAACGACAAAUAAUUCGAGAGAAGUUAAUGGUUCAGUUAAUAAACCCUCAACAGCCAAAAAAAUCACAGAAAAAGACAAAAAACAAACUCAAAACGCCAAAAAUCACCAAGCAAAUGGUACUUGUAUUGUAAAUGGGGGUCUACACACUUCUCCAAGUAUGGCAAAUUUAAUUGAAAGGCAAAAUAUUGUUUUGUGGAAGCGUCCUUUUCGAACUAUGCAAUAUUUUAUAUUGGAGCUUAUUUCAAUUAUUUGGUCAUUUUUUAAAAGGUUUUUUUAUUUUAUUUUUAUUAGGUGUUUUUGUUUUUUAUCCCUUCGAUUAAUUGUAAGUAUAGGGUUGCCGGUUUUUUAA
Messenger RNA from Meloidogyne enterolobii, 635 nucleotides. The record is from the annotation of a GenBank genome assembly. NCBI's taxonomy places the organism in Eukaryota, Metazoa, Nematoda, Chromadorea, Rhabditida, Meloidogynidae.